Molecule: messenger RNA, 516 nt
Organism: Trichomonas vaginalis G3
Lineage: Eukaryota; Parabasalia; Trichomonadida; Trichomonadidae
Exons: 1
Coding region: 1-516 (171 amino acids)
Source: RefSeq, a predicted model, not a curated record
AUGUUAUGGACUUUAGCUCAGAUAGAAAAUGGCGUUCCUGACUUUUCACACAUUAAUUUUGAUGAUUUCCUAAAGAAAGCAGAUGCGGUAAAUAAGGAAGAAAUGGCAGAAGUUAAAAAUGAAUUGGGUAAUAAAUUAGAUAUGGAACCAAUACACACUCACGAUAUAACACAGAUUACGGAACUUCAGAAAAUUUUAAACGGAAAGUUGGAUUCGUCAAGGCGUUACGGUUAUGAAACUUUAUUAAGUAAUCCCGAAGAUAUAAAUUAUCUCAAAAUGUUAAACACUGAUAAACUAACUGUUGACGGUAAUUAUUUAAUAGAUACUGAAAAUGGUAAUUUGGUAAUAAAAACUAACUCUACAGAUGUGAUAGCAAGAUAUAACGGGGAGAGUUGGGCGUUAAGAAUUAAAAAUAAAGAUGGAAAUUGGGAGUUAAUAGAUAUUAACGAAUUUAUUCGAAACGUUAACGAAUCGUUAAUGAAUCAUCAGGAUGUUUUAAAUAAAUUAAUUAGUUAG